AUGGCAGAGUCUGGGACCCUGCCCACCGGCUUCGGGGAGCUGGAGGUGCUGGCCGUGGGGACGGUGCUGCUGGUGGAAGCUCUUUCUGGCCUCAGCCUAAACAUCCUGACCAUCCUCUCUUUCUGCAAGACCCCAGAGCUGCGGACCCCCAGCCACCUGCUGGUGUUGAGCUUGGCGCUGGCCGACAGCGGGAUCAGCCUGAACGCCCUCGUUGCAGCCACGUCCAGCCUCCUCCGGCGCUGGCCCUACGGCUCGGAAGGCUGCCAGGCUCACGGCUUCCAGGGCUUCGUCGCGGCGCUGGCCAGCAUCUGCAGCAGCGCAGCCAUCGCCUGGGGGCGCUAUCACCACCACUGCACCCGCAGCCGACUGGAUUGGAACACGGCCGUCUCCCUGGUGUUCUUCGUAUGGCUGUCUUCUGCCUUCUGGGCGGCACUGCCCCUCCUGGGCUGGGGCCACUAUGACUAUGAGCCACUGGGGACCUGCUGCACUCUGGACUAUUCCAGGGGGGACAGAAACUUCACGAGCUUCCUCUUCACCAUGGCCUUUUUCAACUUCCUCGUGCCCCUCUUCAUCACAGUCGUAUCCUAUCGGCUCAUGGAGCAGAAACUCAGGAAGACCAGCCGUCUCCCGGUGAACACCGUCCUGCCAGCCAGGACGCUGCUGCUCGGCUGGGGCCCCUACGCUCUCCUGUAUCUGUACGCCACCGUCGCGGAUGCAACCUCCAUCUCCCCCAAGCUGCAGAUGGUGCCCGCUCUCAUUGCCAAGGCAGUGCCCACAGUCAACGCCAUGAACUAUGCCCUGGGCAGCGAGAUGGCGCACAGGGGAAUCUGGCAGUGCCUCUCGCCACAGAGGAGAGAGCGCAGCCGAGAGCAGUGA
Molecule: messenger RNA, 876 nt
Organism: Budorcas taxicolor (takin)
Lineage: Eukaryota; Metazoa; Chordata; Mammalia; Artiodactyla; Bovidae
Gene: RGR
Product: retinal G protein coupled receptor
Exons: 7
Coding region: 1-876 (291 amino acids)
Biological process (GO): G protein-coupled receptor signaling pathway; phototransduction; visual perception
Cellular component (GO): membrane
Molecular function (GO): G protein-coupled receptor activity
Source: RefSeq, a predicted model, not a curated record